Molecule: messenger RNA, 5341 nt
Organism: Colossoma macropomum (tambaqui)
Lineage: Eukaryota; Metazoa; Chordata; Actinopteri; Characiformes; Serrasalmidae
Gene: slc7a2
Product: solute carrier family 7 member 2
Exons: 12
Coding region: 335-2245 (636 amino acids)
Biological process (GO): amino acid transport; transmembrane transport
Cellular component (GO): plasma membrane
Molecular function (GO): amino acid transmembrane transporter activity
Source: RefSeq, a predicted model, not a curated record
CUCAGACCAGUCCUCUGGAGUCCAGGCACCAGGGCAGAGCAAGUUAAGACUCAGCCAGGAUAGAAUGAAAGGAGAGGUAAAAAUAGAAGAGUUGGGGGUUCACAUGUCAGUAGUUAGGGCUUGAGCCUGAAGGAAGUAAGGGUUAAACUUGAGACAGGACUUUAUAGAUAGACCCACAACUCUCCCGCCUUUAAAGCAGUCAGUGACAGGAUUCCCUAAGAGCUGUGUUGGGGUGCUGUAAGAAUUCCUUCAGAGCCAACACUGCCUACAAUAUUAGACUUGCAGCUACCUGUUUGAUUCACACCUCUAACAGUUUCUAGUGUUAAGCAAAAGAAUGCUGGCCCACUUGCUGUCGUUCGGCCGCUCUCUGGUGCGUAGGAAGAAUGUGGACUGUCUGGAGGACUCCAAGCUGUGCCGCUGCCUCUCUACGGUGGACCUUAUCGCCCUAGGAGUGGGCAGUACGCUGGGGGCUGGAGUCUACGUACUCGCUGGAGAGGUUGCUAAGGGCAACUCAGGCCCCAGCAUUGUGGUGUCUUUCCUCAUUGCUGCCCUGGCCUCCGUAAUGGCAGGCCUGUGCUAUGCUGAGUUCGGUGCUCGGGUGCCCAAGACAGGCUCAGCUUACCUGUACAGCUAUGUGACUGUAGGAGAACUCUUGGCCUUCAUCACAGGAUGGAACCUCAUUCUCUCCUAUGUUAUAGGAACCUCAAGUGUUGCCAGAGCUUGGAGUGGAACCUUUGAUGAACUAAUUGGGGGCCAUAUAGAGAAAUUCUGCAUAACAUACUUCAGAAUGAACUUGCCUGGUCUAGCAGAAUACCCAGACUUCUUUGCAGUUUGCCUUAUCUUACUGCUUUCAGGUCUUCUUUCCUUCGGCGUUAAAGAGUCAGCGUGGGUCAACAAAGUUUUCACAGCUGUAAAUGUGCUCGUGCUUAUGUUUGUCAUUAUAUCUGGGUUCGUCAAAGGAGAUUCUCUCAACUGGAACAUAUCUGAAGAAUCCCUCAUAAAUGUCACUAUUGUGACAAGGAAUUUGUCCUACACUGGAAAUGUCACUAGUGAUUAUGGAGCCGGAGGAUUUUUGCCUUAUGGCUUUGGAGGAACACUAGCUGGUGCAGCCACAUGCUUCUACGCCUUUGUAGGAUUUGACUGCAUUGCAACCACAGGUGAGGAGGUGAAGAAUCCUCAGAGGGCAAUUCCCAUUGGUAUAGUUUCCUCCCUGCUGAUUUGCUUCUUGGCUUACUUUGGUGUGUCUGCUGCCCUCACCCUCAUGAUGCCUUACUAUCUUCUGGAUGAGAAGAGCCCACUACCUGUGGCCUUUGAAUAUGUUGGCUGGGGACCUGCUAAAUAUGUGGUGGCAGUGGGCUCACUGUGUGCACUAUCAACCAGUCUGCUGGGCUCCAUAUUCCCAAUGCCACGUGUAAUCUAUGCUAUGGCAGAGGAUGGGGUGCUUUUCAAAGUGUUAGCCCGAAUCAAUCCUAAGACGAAGACCCCACUUAUUGCCACAAUGACCUCCGGUGUAGUUGCAGCUAUCAUGGCUUGCAUUUUUGACCUCAAAGCCUUAGUGGACAUGAUGUCUAUUGGAACCUUGCUGGCCUACUCUCUGGUAGCUGCUUGCGUUCUUAUUCUCAGGUAUCGUCCAGACUCUGUACUUGAGAACAGCAGGAUGAAUAAAGAGGGAGAGGAGUCAGAGCUGACUGAGUCUGAGUCUCACCUCAACAGGCUGAAGGAUGGAGAGAUGACACUGCAGUCGCUCCUCAGCCCCUCUCUGCAGCCCACAAAAGGCUCCUCCAAUGCCGUCAACAUUGCUGUUGGGGUCAUAGUUGUCACAGUAUGUGUGAUCAGUGCCAUCACUACACAUUACGGACAGGCUAUUCUCAGCAUGGUGCCCUGGGUCCUGGGAACACUAGCAGCGUCCUUUGUUGUGUUUUUCAUAUGCAUCAUCUUGGUCUGUAGACAGCCACAGACAAGCAAGAAGGUGUCCUUCAUGGUCCCGCUCUUACCCUUUCUGCCCAUUCUGAGUAUAUUUGUCAAUGUUUACCUCAUGGUGCAGCUGAGUGGAGACACGUGGAUCCGUUUUUCUGUCUGGAUGGCUGUGGGUUUUCUCAUUUAUUUUGGAUAUGGUAUGUGGCACAGCAGUGAGCUCCAGAGACAAAGGCAGGCCGCUAAUGCUGCGCCAGAUAAAAAGGCGAUGCAAAAAAAGGACGCCGCUGUGGAAAAGUUUGUCCAUCCAGAGAAAACCAGUCAGUUUUAAAAAAUUAAGAAUUAUGUCUUAUGACUGUUUCUCUUAUCAGCCAUUGGGCUUUGUUAACCCCUUGACCAGCUGACAGUCCAGCUCUGCUCUGGACCUCCCCUAACAGGCCCGGUCUGGGCACGCUGCAGAGAAAUGUUUUGCCGCUUUUCUCUUAAGAUUGAUAUCCUCAUGAAUGAUGUGAUGCUUGAAUGUUAUUAUAAUGCACAAUGUAUGAAAUAUGAAUGUAGUUCUCAGUCAGCACUGUGCAUUUUAAUGAGGAGAGAGGAAGACAGUCUCAAAACGAGUGAUUGAGUUUAACAUAGUGACAUACUAACUGUUGCCUCCAGUUGUAGUAUACUUGUACGCAAUACCUUUAAAGGAAUACUCCAUUAUUCUCCAACCUAAUCUCUGUCUGCCACAUCUAUAGCAUACUGUUACCAUGGGCAGUAAUUUCCUUGUAUUUACAAAAGGAUUGCACAGCCUUUGAUAUAAUGGGAGUCAAUGGGCCGGUGCAGGAGCGGCCAUUAUAAAUGUGUUUUCAGUAGUGUUGUUCACAUGUUCAUAGCAUGUUAAAAUGCCUAAAGAGUAACACCACUGCUUUUGUAUUUAUAUACUAACUUCACUGUAUAUGCAUUUUUCUUUGAAUCAUCCUUUGAAUCAUCCAUAGUUCCACCCUGAAGCCCAGCUGUUUGCGUGCAAUUGCUAUGACACUGCAACUGUAGCCCUCUCAUUUAAACACAGCUUUUAAAUGGUAAGUUCCAUUGAUGACCCCCUUGACAAAACUAAACAAAAUGUCCAACUACUGACAAGCCAUGAAUUUGUUCAUCAUGGAAGUACAUUGAGUCUUAAGUAAGCAAAACACAAUGCUGAUACCAGUAAUACCAGUAACAUCAAUAAUGCUAGCAGAUGCCUUCAGCAGUUUACGCUGGACAGUGCUUGCAGGAGAUCUAUGGAUAAACCAACAAGGAACAAACUAACAAAAUCCAUAGCAAAGUGUAAAGCUCUAGUUCCCCUCGAGACAUAACAUAGUGGUGUGAGAGCAAGAGGCUACAGUUGUGGAAGAGUUGGAACAUGCAGCCGCUGUUGCUCUCACUGGACAUUGGUGAUGAAAAUUGGAAACUACGUUUAGACUACGGAAAAAGCAUGAUUUUCAUGUUCAACCCUGCGUUCAUGUGAUGAAAAAAUAUUGAAAAGUAGUAAAUACAUUCUGAUGAAGCUUAUUUUGUCCACUCAUAUAGCUAUGACAUAAAUGUACAGUAUGCAUGUACUGUACAGUUUGAGCAAAUAGAGCCCUAUUCAAGCUGGAAUCGGUCUGGUGGUAGAGGUGGUUUAAUUUGAAAGAGGUUCGGCAGGCCGAUUUGUAUAGGACAAAGUAAUUACCCUAAAUGAUCUCAGAUAGCCAGGGUCGAAUUGUCAUCAAGGAUUUGUUAUUAUACUAACAUUAAGGAUGAUUCAAAAAGGACUAAUAUGACUGAUGGAGCUCUGAGUUACAGAUAAUUUGCUUCAGAAUUAUUACUAAGCAAACUUGGAAAUGGAGGAUUUGUACUGGAUUAAAAUCAUGAUGUCUUUGGUUAGCACUCAAAUUACAGAACCCUUCCAAGUAAAACUAAUCCAGCUUGAACAGGGUUUAAUGCAAACGUGAUUAUUGCAAUUACCCACACAAAAUAUAGCGAUUAAUUAUGAUUCAUUAUUUUAAUUGUUUGACAUUUUUUAUCAUAUAAGCACAGAGAAAUGUCAAAAUUAUGCUACAGAUGUGGCAGAUAGAGAAUAGGUUAAAAAAAUGGGAGUAUUCAGAUGGUGAACAGACAGCUCAGAGAGUGUUUGCCAGUGGUAGAAUAGCAUUGUCAAAAUUGACCAUUGAUUUACUAAUGUAGUUACUCUGAGUUACUUCACUUUUUCUUAAAUCUACUGACCAUGACCAGUAUUUCCAGUAUUUCUACUAAAAAUAUAUGUAUAUAUUUUUCACUGUUUUCUUUCCCUUAGCGCUUUGUUAAAGAUAACAAAAAAAGAAGAAAGUCACAUUCACUUCAAAGACAUUUUUUUUUCAUCUUAAUACAGUGUGGUGUACCCGUGUCUAUACUAUGCUGCAGAGUUGAUGGUGUCACUUUUUAGCAAAGUGGCGUGUAGUAUAAUUAGAAUGUAUGCAGCUCUAUUUUGGUAGUCUAACUCUAAGGUUACAUUCCUUGCUCUGUUUAUGUUAUAGAUUGUCGUGUCUUGUUUUGCCGUGGUCACUGUAGAUAUAGUCAAGUCCAAACAAAUAUUCUUACAGACUCACAAAAACAGUAUAAAAAGAAUCAAGCAUGUUUGUCUUUACCCAGAGCACAGAGAGAGUGUUAUGUAUGUAAGUAUUUUGUAAUAGAAUGUGAUAUUAAUAGCCUUUUUUGUCUUUCUUUGUCAUUUGUAGAGGUAUAAAGACGUAUAUACAAGUGUAAAUAUUUGAGAACAAGAAUGGAACAGUUAUUUGAUGAAAAUGUCUGCGUUGGUAAUAAAGCACCAGCUUUUGUCUGUUUUGCCAAAUAAUCCAUGGGUAUUUAUAAUGUGGCCUUUAUGCAUUUUUUCAUCUAUUUCAAUUGAAGUGCUUUCACCCCUACAGACUGGCACUCCAAGUGUGCUCUGUGUGUCUUACUGCUGUACAUCACUACUGCUUAUAGUCUUAUAGUGUGAUCUAAUGAUCUAAUGAUCCACAUCACUGAUACUUUAAUUGACUGCUGAUACGCUGGAAAAAUAAUGCACUGAAUUCUUUUUUUUUUCAAAUGUGUACAUUAUUUCUACAUGAAUAAAAUAUAUAUAAUGCCAUUACACAUUUAUCUUUCAGUUUACUCUAUUUUAUUCAUCUAGAAAUGAUCUGCACAUUUGCAUAAAGCAGAUUCAGUGCAUUUGACCUUCACAAGAAAUGCUGAGCUGCUUGUUAUGAACCAGUGUUCAGUCUGCACCACUGUUGUAAGAUUCAAAUGGCUUGAACAUUGAGACCCUUAGGAAGCUUGUGCUCAAAGUCAUCCAGAGAUUUCUGCUCAAAUACUGUUGGCUUUGUAUCAUUUGUAAAAGUGAUCCUUCUGAAUUUCUUCUGUAAGACCUGUACAGUGCCUUUUGAAAUAAACAGUAGUCUUAAUAACAUGA